AUGCCUGUGAUGCAAGAGCUCUGGGGGAAAAUCACACCAAAGCUAUCUGAAGUUUCUCUAGAGCAACCUGAAGCGGCUGCCGUCUAUUUGUCGAAAAAAGACGGUAAAAUAACCGUUGUUGGCAUGAAGCAUGUUGCUGAUCCACUCAUCGAAUGCAUUGACGCCAUCAUUCAAUUGUCUUCAGAUGAGUUUAGGAAAGAGAAACAAUGGACAAAAGAAACUGUAACGGGACUACGUCAAAUUCAAACACGGAUGCUUCUUGCGGACAAAUUUCCUACAAAAAUGGCAGAAACUUUUCCUGACAUUAAAGUUAGAAUAAAUGAAGGAAAGAACGAAAUUUUUAUCGAAGAGAAAGUUCGUAUAUUUUCAAAAGAUGAUGAACAUGCGUUCAAAAUAUCUGGUACAAAAGAUGGAAUGGAGCAGGCAAAGAUUCUAGUUGAAGCACUGUUGAGAAAGGUAAACCAAGAGAAACACGAAGUCAGAAAACCAGGUCUUGGAGACUAUAUGCAAACUGAGAAGGGAAGUAAAAUAACGCGAUCUGUUGAAUCGGUGUUUCCAUGUGUUAUAGCCAUAAAUGACGAUAGUGAUGAUAAUGAUGACAUGGGAAAUGAAAACAUUUGUGUAAUUGCAAGCUGUACUGGUCUUGAAAAACGAAGAAUAUUUGUUGCCGUUGGUGAUAUGUCAGAAAUAAACGUCGAGGUUAUUGUUCACCCUUCUGAUGACAAAAUAGAUUUAUCUGAAGGACUAGGAAAGGUGUUAAAAAUGAAAGGAGGACUCGCGCUUGAACACCCUUGCAGAGAUUAUAUCAAAAACAAUGGCCCUCUGUGUGAGGGAGAAGUGCUUGUAUCCCCGGCAGGAAACCUGAAAGCAAAGCACAUAAUGCAUGUGGUUGGUCCGGUUUGGAAGGAAGGUACCCACCAAGAGGAUGGACAGUUGACAGAGGUGGUAUUCAUGACAAUGAAACAGGCGUCUAUGAGAAAUCUGAAAUCACUUGCCAUGCCUGGUAUAAGUUGUGGUGUUUAUGGAUUUCCUGUUAAGAAAGCGACAGGCAUUAUUGUAGCGGCCGUCAAGAACUUUUUCCGAGAGGAACAAGAUAGCUCUUUGACUGAGAUCUACCUGUGUGAUAUGAAGAAAGACACUGUUGAUGCUUUUACUGAAGUUCUACAGAAGGAAUGGGGUGCUCAAAACGUGAAUAAAAAGCCACAACGUCGGAAAUCUGCAGAGGAUUCUAAUGAAGAUGCCGAAUAUUUAUACGAGGAACUUCCGGGAGCAAUGUCCAUUGACCCUUAUUCUUUUGGGAACAUAAGACUUACAAUCAAGUCAGGCGACAUUACUGCUGAGGAUGCUGAGUGCAUUGUUAACAGUUCAAAUGAGGAAUUGGAUUUCAAAAGAGGAAAAGUUUCACAGGCGUUGAUGAAGAAGUGCGGGAAGUCACUUUUGCAGGAGGCACACUCAAAGAAGGGUGACAUGAAGAAUUACGAAGUGGUUAUAACGAAAGCUCCGCAUUUGAAGUGCCGUCAUAUUAUGCAUUUUGUGGCUAAAGAGUCGCCGCAGGCCUGGAAGCAGAUUAUCGUCAAGUGCUUAGAACGUGCCAAGAAAAAGGGCUUCCGUAGCCUUGCAUUCCCUGCAUUAGGAACUGGCAUGAGUGCUAGAGUCGCUUCCGCAACUGCACAAAUAAUGGUUCAGGCGACAAAGGAGUUUGCAGCGGAUGGCUGUGGCAGCUUAGUAGACAUCAGAUUAGUAAUUUUUCAGAAAGAGAUGAUUGAAAGUUUUCACAGUGCAGUUCGCAAGGCAAAAGGCUUACAGGUAAUUGGCAAAGAAUCGCCUCCAUCUAAACAGCCUUCCCUUCGAACGGCUGGUAAGUGCAAUACAGGUUCGGACGUUGUGCAAUUCACAAUGUGGGCUCUUGAUCAGAAAGCUAUAUCAGGAGCAAUUAAUAAGCUCAAGAGUUACAUAGAACAUGAAGUGUCCAGGAAAGAGUUUAUGGACUCCAUCAUUUUAAGGAUGGAUGACAGACAGCUAAAGGAACUCAAGCGGAAAGUGGAAGAAUACCAUGUCGAGUGCAAAUUGUUUGAUGGAACCAUUCAGAUUUUUGGUGUUAUGCAGAAUGUGAUCAAAGCUACAGAUGAUAUAUACACUUGUUUACGAGAUGCUAUAAAGAUAGAGCAAGAUCAGAAUGCCGCGAUGAUACUCAAGGAUGCCGUCCAGUGGUAUUGGAUAGAGCAGACCGAAAUGGAUGAUGAUCUUAAACCCUACGAGUCUAUGUUGAAUUUUCAAAUAGAGCAGGCUUUCAAUGCACUGAACGACAAGUUCACUUACAUCGAUCGGGGUGACACAAUCGUCGUAGACUUUAAAGACUAUAGUGAGUAUUGCCAGUCAAAACCUGAUGAAAAGGAUGUCAUUAUUCGAAAAGAUUUGAUCAAAGAAUUUCGCGGAGAGGUUCCAUUCAUUUGGAAACCCAUGAAGGGGAAUUUACUGUACUAUAAGAUGGCCCCUGCAUCCCAGGAGUACACGGAUAUUGCAGGGAAAUUCAGUGCUACAAGUGGGGCAGGCUUCACUAUUUAUGCGAUCGAGAAAGUUCAAAACAAAUCACUAUGGCUACAGUAUGAGGCGAAAAAGAAACAACUCGAGGGCCAAAAUCCUGCAGGAACGAAAAGCGAGCAAUUCCUGUGGCACGGUACAUCUGAAGACACCGUGGACAGUGUCAACGCUCAUGGCUUUAACAGAAGCUACUGUGGAAGGAACGUGGCCUACGGAGAUGGUGUUUACUUUGCAGUACAUGCAAGCGACCCUUGCUCUAAUACAUAUUCAAUACCAGGAAAAGAAGGAUUAAAACGAGUAUACUACUGCGCUGUCCUUACCGGUGUGUUUAUCUUGGGAAAGCAAGGGAUGCGUUUCCCGCCGCCGAAUCCUAACGGAGGAAAGAAUGCCCUGUACGACUCGGUGGUUAACAACGUUAGGAAUCCGGGAUUGCAUAUAAUCUUCAACGACACCCAGGCCUACCCUCUCUACAUUGUGACAUUUAAAUCACUGUAG
Mya arenaria is the source of this 3036-nucleotide messenger RNA. RefSeq names its product protein mono-ADP-ribosyltransferase PARP14-like. Gene Ontology annotation, cellular component: cytoplasm; nucleus. NCBI's taxonomy places the organism in Eukaryota, Metazoa, Mollusca, Bivalvia, Myida, Myidae. Gene Ontology annotation, molecular function: transcription corepressor activity; NAD+ poly-ADP-ribosyltransferase activity. Bases 1 to 3036 code for a protein of 1011 amino acids. The record is from RefSeq and is a predicted model, not a curated record. The transcript is spliced from 15 exons. Gene Ontology annotation, biological process: negative regulation of gene expression.